AUCCACACCAAAAUCUCAUGGUGCGUUGAUGUAACAGCAGCCGGCAAUAGGAACUAGUGCAUUUAAUAUCAAAUAGUAAAUAAAUAGCUCGACUGAACGCACAUGCCAUGCAAAUUCGUCGUCCCAAAGGUGUCACAGUUCCGCAGUUGAUGGUGGUCACGGCAAUUGGGGUGCUAGGCGGUAUUUACAUUUGGCAGCCACUGAUUUUGAAGUACAAGGGCGAAAAGAAAACCGAUUCAGAACCAAAAGCACCGGCAGCUGAAAAAUGAGUUUCAUUAACGGUCUCAAAAGAUUCGCCACAACGACUGUCGGUUUGAUGGCCAUAGGCAUCGGAUCCACGGUCCUCAUCUACACCACCCAUCGUUUUGUCAUCAAGCCCCAUCUGCUCCAGAAACGCCGCCUGGAAGCCGAGGCCUGUGCGGAGUACAUCUUCCAGCAGGAGGCCCACUCGAGACCCAAGCAGCGCGACUAUUGAGCGAAGGAUGCCAGCGAUUCUACGGACAUCUUUACAACAUUUACCUCUAGCCUAGUGAUUAGUUACCAAAUUUCAACGCUGUAAUCCCAUGGUGAACAAUGGAAUUUUACUUUCAUACCUUCAGUUUGGGUGGAGAGACCCCAAGUUUCUUAUGUUCAUUUUAGAGUAAAACAACGCCUAUGUUAAAUCCAAUGGAAUUUUUAUGGAAGCAAUAUGAAUUGAAUAAAUAAUGAAAAGCACA
Messenger RNA from Drosophila takahashii, 716 nucleotides. RefSeq lists its product as uncharacterized. NCBI's taxonomy places the organism in Eukaryota, Metazoa, Arthropoda, Insecta, Diptera, Drosophilidae. The record is from RefSeq and is a predicted model, not a curated record.